Messenger RNA from Mytilinidion resinicola, 1236 nucleotides. RefSeq lists its product as uncharacterized. Gene Ontology annotation, biological process: protein ubiquitination. The record is from RefSeq and is a predicted model, not a curated record. Lineage: Eukaryota; Fungi; Ascomycota; Dothideomycetes; Mytilinidiales; Mytilinidiaceae. The transcript has a single exon. Gene Ontology annotation, molecular function: ubiquitin protein ligase activity. The coding region runs from base 281 to 1087 and encodes 268 amino acids.
AAUGAGAUCAGCAUUUUGCUCUGUAGCCAUGGGCCACUUAGCGAUAGAUUUUCGACAAGAUUUCAAUGUAUUUCACCCUCGAGGCUAACACAAACGCUUCUGCUAAGCAUUCACCCCAGGCAGCGUUACCACAUUUCUCCCAUGAAUACAAGCCUAGAGAGCUUUCAAGUCCCGAGAUCUCAUCUUCGCAACGCCUCAUCUACAAGACACAUCUCAUCAACCGCAGUCUUCCCCGACCACACCACACUUCAUCUCAAUACACCCUCAUCAAUCCCUUGUCAUGGUUUCCACGAUCCCCUCUACUUGCGCCGACUUCAUCGUCAACAACCUUACCGCCGUCAACACCAGCCACGUAGGACGCGAAACCGUCGAAGCCUGCCCAAUCUGCAAGGAAAUUUUCAGCGCCGAGAACCCACCCGUUCAAGUGACCAACAACGUCAAUUGCAGCCACAUCUUUGGUCGCGCCUGUUUGAUCCGCUGGGUCUCCAUCAAUGGCAAGAAUGCCUGCCCCGUGUGUAGAGCAAAGCUCUACGGGAGAAAGGAGAGGAAAUACUGGAUCCCGAACCCCAUUUGGACGCAGCCUGGUCUUGGGCGUCUUUACACGGAUGUGUGGACUCACUUGACCCCAGCCGAGGACGGCGAUCGUUUUUUAGCGGCGAUUCAAGAGCCGGGUGGCAGUUUCAGAGAUACGAUCCGCAAUGACGAAGAGCUGGAGCGGGUUACAAGCGAGCUUGGCCUAAUUAACGGAUGGGCGCAGCCCAUGAGAGAAGGCGGACUAGAGCAAGAGGAACACAGUAGAGAGCGCGAAGAAGGGGAACUUCUACGAUUCUCGGAACGAGCGCUCGCCAUGGACCGAGAACCGCGCCGAGAUGGCUUUCUCGGGCUUCAAUACUCUGCAUUUCUUGUCACGCGAUCUGAGCACGAGGGAGGCCCCCGUCACGAUCGUGGGGAAGACCGCCAGGCAAAUAAUGACAAUCAUGGGGAAUUCGCAGAAGCAGUCCAGGUGCAGCUAGAUUUACGCGGUCCUGAGGACUUUAUGAGGAAUAGGCUUGCUGCACGCUCUGCGGCACGCCCAAAUUCGUUCUAGAGCUCUGGUUAUAGUAAGAGGCCGUCCGGCGAAGUGGGCGUUUAGGCAACAGGAGGAGUAUCAACCGGAGGUCGAGAUUCUUCAGGGCAUGAUUAUCUAGUAUGGAGAAUAUUUUGAGCGGCACGUCCGGAAAUUCCACCAGCGCGUGC